CCGGCCUCAUAAUUUGGGCUAGUUCGGCGCGGGCCCAAUCGAGCAAACGAAAACGAAGAGGAGAGAAAAAGCCCUUGCCUCAAUGCCAUAAAAACCCUAGCCGCCCCUCUCUCUCUCUCCACCCGUGUCCGCCACCACCCAUAGCGCCUCACCAGAACCAACGCGACCUACUCCUCGUCCGGAGGCGGCAGCUGCGGGCGAACCCUGACCCACCACCAUGGCGGGCGGCAAGAUCCAGAAGAAGCGCCACGGGACGGGAGGCGGCGGCGGCGCGCGGCUGCAGGGAGGCAUCCCGUUCGAGAAAUCCAAGGGGCAGCACAUCCUGAAGAAUCCGGCGCUGGUGGACUCGAUCGUCGCCAAGGCCGGUCUCAAGCCCACCGACACCGUCCUCGAGAUCGGGCCCGGCACGGGCAACCUCACCAAGCGCCUACUCGAGGCUGGAGUCAAGGCCGUCGUCGCCGUCGAGCUCGACCCGCGCAUGGUGCUCGAGCUCAACCGACGGUUCCAGGGAAACCCGCUAUCCUCACGCCUCAAGGUUAUCCAAGGAGAUGUCCUCAAAUGUGAUCUCCCAUACUUCGAUAUAUGCGUGGCAAACAUCCCAUACCAGAUUUCAUCACCACUUACAUUCAAGCUUCUGUCGCACCGUCCAAUCUUUAGGUGUGCUGUGAUCAUGUUUCAACGUGAAUUUGCCAUGAGACUUGUAGCACAGCCUGGAGACAGUCUCUACUGUCGUCUCUCGGUGAACGUGCAGCUCUUGUCACGAGUGUCACAUCUCCUAAAGGUUGGGAGGAACAACUUUAGGCCUCCACCCAAGGUUGAUUCAUCAGUUGUGCGUAUCGAGCCCAGGAAGCCUCUCCCUCCUGUCAGCUUCAAGGAGUGGGAUGGCCUUGUGAGGAUUUGUUUCAACCGGAAGAACAAGACCUUGGGCUCCAUAUUUAAACAGAAACGUGUUCUUGAAUUACUAGAGAAGAACUACAAGACUAUGCAGUCUCUCCAACUUGGUCAAGAUGCGGAAAUGGAUCAGGAGAAGAUGUCUGCAGAUGACGUUGCAUUGCUAGCUAAUAUGGUUGAAGACCUGAGCAUGGAGACUGGCGAUGAGAAGGAAGACGAUGAAAUGGAAAUGGAUGAUACAGACAUGGCAGGAGAUGGCGGUGCAAGUUUCAAGGAAAAGAUUAUGGGGAUAUUGCAGCAGGGUGAUUUUGCCGAAAAGAGAGGUUCCAAGCUGAGCCAAGUUGAUUUCUUGUACUUGCUGUCCCUCUUCAACAAGGCUGGUAUACAUUUCUCAUGAGGGAUUCUCUAAUGGGCUAGCUAGACUCUAGAAGUUUUGUUUGUUUCUUUCUGUCAUGUAAGUCGCAUAAAUUAUGUAAGCCCUCUAAGCUCAUGCUCGUGGAAAUUUUUACUGGCCUUUUGUCAUAGUUUUGGAGAUGAUUUGAAGAGUUGUAAGGAAAGAAAUUCUAUUUGGCGUUGCCUAUGCUCCGCCUAGAUUAAUCUAUGGAAUUGGUUGAUGACAGUUGAAAAAAAAAUUCUUUUCUGGUUUCAGUC
Molecule: messenger RNA, 1542 nt
Organism: Phragmites australis (common reed)
Lineage: Eukaryota; Viridiplantae; Streptophyta; Magnoliopsida; Poales; Poaceae
Product: ribosomal RNA small subunit methyltransferase
Exons: 2
Coding region: 218-1288 (356 amino acids)
Biological process (GO): rRNA methylation
Cellular component (GO): mitochondrial matrix
Molecular function (GO): rRNA (adenine-N6,N6-)-dimethyltransferase activity
Source: RefSeq, a predicted model, not a curated record